AUGGAGAAAAGCGGUCGGAGGAGACAGGAAGAUCUUCUGUACUCGAAGAAGAAGAAGCUGAAGCAAGCUCCGCCCCCGCCAUCCUCAAAAUCCCAUCCCCAAAAUCCCAGCGGGACGCGCGGGGAGCGUGAGAUCGCUUCCGAAGGGCAGGAAGAAUGUGGGGGCUCCGGCAAGAGGAAGCAGGGUAAAUGGGACGCCGCUCACUUUGAUGAGAAAUGCGGGGCCAACGAUGAUGCUCCUGCGACAAAGAGGAGAAAGACGAUAUGGACGGAGGACGAAUCUCGGUUUAAGUUGCUGGGGCCGGUACAACUUCCUGAUCUGCUCGAGGGCUCGGGAGCUGCGUCCGACAAUGAUCCAGAGUUCCAGCAGCUGAAUCAGAGACUCAUGGAUAUUAACAGAAGGUUGCGGUCGCGGUCGCGGUCUCAAGAUUUCGUCCACAGGCGCCAGGAAGAAGAAAGUCCUCCUCCUGGGCCUACAAACUCCAGGGAGCGUCGGAUUCGUGCAAGGCUUAUCGAGCAGAAGCAAGAGAUCAUGGAAGAAUUGAUCGGUAGGAACCCUACGUUCGAUCACCCGUCCGACUGCAAGCCGCGCAAGAAGCUCUUCAAGAAGCUCUACCUCCCGGCGAAGAAGUACCCCUAUUACAACUUCGUCGGCCUCAUAAUCGGGCCACGCGGGAGGACGCAGAAGAGGAUGGAGAGGGAGACCGGGGCCAGAAUCCAACUACGAGGCAGAGGCUGCCAGCGGAAGGACACGAGGCCGGAUCCCUCCGGGGGGGAAGACCCGCAUGUGCUCGUCGAGGCGGACAGCCAGAGAUCACUGGACGCCGCUGCGGCGCUGGUGGAGAGGCUGCUGCUCCCGGUGGCGGAGGGGAAGAACAGCCUCAAGCGCUCCCAGCUGAGGGAGCUCGCCGAGCUGAAAAAGAGGCCGAGAGGCGAUGGCGCCCAUCGCGCCCCGCCCUCUCUGUCGGAAAGCAAGGCGGACGAGGUCACCGGCCGCCGCGACAGGUGCGGCGGCGGUGGCCCUGGGAGAGGACUCUCUCCAGAAGCCACGAGCACCGAGCCGCCUCCCUGCGGUGGUGAUGAUGAUUUCUUCAGGAAGGUGGAGCGUGGAGAUGUACGCGUGGAUCGCCUGCCCCAAUCUGUGGAUGUGGGGAGGCUGGUGCCGUUCUCUCCUUUGGGUUCCCUGACCUACACCCAGCUGGUCAGGGAAGAUGGCGCGGGAGCAGGCAGAGGCUGCUGCGGCUUCGUGAGCUACAACGACCCUGCCAGCGCCGCCGAGGCGGUGAGGCAGAUGAACGGGUACAGGACGGACGAGAAGAGGCUGCUCGUCGGGGAGGCCAGCGACGUCCGGCGGGUGGCGCCCCCGGUCAUCGGCUUCCUGCCUGCGUGUCCGGAUUCCGCGCUGACCUCCUGGCCCGGCGUGGCAGGAGCGAGCAGCCACAUGGUCUUCGAGUCCGCAGCUCCGAGAGGAGCGUCGCCGUCCGCUUCAGUUGUCGCCCUUCCAGAGCACCUCCUCCUGGGCCUCGCCGCUGCUUCGGGGGUCUCUCUGUUUUCAUGA
Spirodela intermedia is the source of this 1557-nucleotide messenger RNA. NCBI's taxonomy places the organism in Eukaryota, Viridiplantae, Streptophyta, Magnoliopsida, Alismatales, Araceae. The record is from the annotation of a GenBank genome assembly.